This is a messenger RNA of Malania oleifera, 2226 nucleotides long. Its product is annotated as pentatricopeptide repeat-containing protein At1g11290, chloroplastic-like. Gene Ontology annotation, molecular function: protein binding; RNA binding. The coding region runs from base 348 to 2084 and encodes 578 amino acids. The record is from RefSeq and is a predicted model, not a curated record. Lineage: Eukaryota; Viridiplantae; Streptophyta; Magnoliopsida; Santalales; Ximeniaceae. The transcript has a single exon. Gene Ontology annotation, biological process: RNA modification.
UGAUACUACUGGCUAGCAAGCCUCUUCCAUCUCGUCCACUCUCGCAUCUCACAAUUCUACAACUCCAAAACGCAUUCAACUUCUGUAAAACCCCACAAAAAGAACAACCAGAAAAACCCCAUCACCUACAACCUCCAAACGUUUCUGUCAUCCAUAGUAAACACGCCAACUUGGAUCAAACUAAACAAAUCCACGCCUCCUUAAUCAAAUCCCAUUUCGAUCACACCAUCCCCAUUCUUCAGGAUUUUUUCGGCUGCCGUUCGAGCACUUCAGCCCAUUACAAUUUCAUAAUAAGCUCUUACAUCAAGAACAACCAGCCAAACGAUGCGCUUGACAUCUAUAUUCAAAUGCGCAAAUUGGGCCCCAAAGUUGACAGUUUUACGAUCCCAUCAAUCCUAAAAGCAUGUGCCCAAAUCUUCUGGGCCAAAUUAGGAAAAGAGAUGCACGGUUUCAUCGCCAAGAAUGGGUUGGAUUGUGAUGUUUUUGUGUGUAAUGCGUUGAUCCAAAUGUAUGGUGAAUGCGGGAAUAUGGAGUCAGCGCGCUUCGUGUUUGAUGAAAUGGCUGACAGAGAUGCCGUUUCUUGGAGCACAAUGAUUUGGGUUUAUAGCCGGAAUGGACUAUUCCGAGAAGCCUUGUAUAUCAUCAAAGAAAUGGUUUUCCUGCAAGUAAAGCCCAAUGAAGCUGCAAUGAUUGGCAUGGUCAAUCUUUUUGCAGGCCUUGCAAAUGCGCAAACGGGAAAAUCACUGCAUGCCUAUGUCAUAAGGAAUACCAAGACUGAAAAAAUGGGAGUUCUGAUUACUACUGCUCUGAUAGACAUGUAUGCCAAGUGCGGAAAUUCAGCUUCUGCCCGAAGCCUCUUUGAUGGGUUGCCAGAGAAAAGCAUUGUUUCAUGGACUGCCAUGAUUGCAGGCUACAUAAGAUGUAGUGAAAUAGGAGAGGGAGCCAAACUCUUUGGACAAAUGUUGGAAGUGAACACGCGCCCAAAUGAGAUUAUGAUGCUGAGUCUGAUUAUCGAGUGUGGAUUUGCUGGGGCUUUGGAACUGGGAAAGCAGCUACAUGCCUGCAUUAUGAGAAAUGGGUUUCAGAUGUCUUUGGAUUUGGGCACAGCUCUUGUUGAUAUGUAUGGAAAAUGCAGUGAGAUAAGAUCUGCAAGAGCUCUCUUCUAUGGCAUGAAGAAUGGAGAUGUUAUGAUUUGGUCGGCUAUGAUUUCAGCUUGUGCAAAAGCCAACUGCAUUGAUGAGGCUGUCAAUCUCUUUGUUUGUAUGAGGAGUGCUGGAUUGAAGUUGAAUGAAGUGACAAUGAUCAGUCUCCUUUCCCUUUGCAGAGAAGCAGGGGCCCUGGAUUUCGGAAGGUGGAUGCAUGGUUAUGUGGAAAAGCAAGCAGUUGAAUCCGAUGUGAUCCUGGAGACUGCACUGGUCGACAUGUAUGCGAAGUGUGGGGAAAUAAAUGGGGCCUGGAAGGUGUUCAAUGAAGCCAAGCAACGUGAUAUCUGCAUGUGGAAUGCCAUGAUGUCUGGAUUUGCAAUGCAUGGAUGUGGUGAGGAAGCUCUGGAACUCUUCUCAGAAAUGGAACAGCAAGCUGUUGAACCAAAUGACAUCACAUUUAUCGGAGUUAUUCAUGCUUGUAGUCAUGCUGGAAUGGUUGCUGAAGGAAAAAGGCAUUUUGAGAAAAUGGUUCAUGACUUCGGUUUGGCUCCAAAGAUGGAGCACUAUGGGUGCAUGGUGGAUCUUCUUGGACGAGCUGGACUGCUUGAUGAGGCUCAUGAGAUGGUUCGUAGUAUGCCCAUGCGACCGAACCACAUAGUAUUGGGAGCCUUCCUUGCAUCCUGUGAGCUUUAUAAGAAUUCUAGACUAGGGGAAAUGGCAGCAAGACAGCUUCUUGAAAUGGAAUCUCCAAAAUGUGGAUAUAAUGUGCAAAUGUCAAACUUCUAUGCAGCAACAAACAGAUGGAAUGAGGUUGCAAGGGUGAGAAAAGCGAUGAAGGAUUCAGGGUUCUUAAAAGAACCAGGUCUUAGCUUGAUAGCAAACCAUUCAGAUCACGAGUUCAUGCAGCGUGCAUUUGGUUCAAUGGCUUUGCUAGGCUAGACUAAGGGACCUUAGCUCAUGUUUGGUGCAAUACAUUAGAAUGGGACUGGCUAAAGAGGGGCUAAGCCCAUAUACCGAUAUACGUGAGACAGGGCUCGCCCCCCACAUAAAAAUGAAAAAUAAAAAAUAAAAAACUUUAGCC